Molecule: messenger RNA, 891 nt
Organism: Striga asiatica
Lineage: Eukaryota; Viridiplantae; Streptophyta; Magnoliopsida; Lamiales; Orobanchaceae
Source: the annotation of a GenBank genome assembly
AUGCGAGCGGCAAGGGCUGGUAGACCAGCUCAAGCGAUUGAGAGAGCUCGACCUUUGCGACAGACUCAAAAAGAAAGAAUCCAGAUGGGCCGAGGCGGCCAACCUACGAAGAGCUGGCUUACGGACUCGGCAUCGGCAUCACGUAGGAUUUCCUUCAACAAGAAAGAGAGCCCAAGUCCUGAAACAGUGGAAGAUGUGACACCUGUAAGUGAAGAUAGAGAAGCACCAAUUCCACAAGAUAAAGCUGUCAGCCCAUGGAAAACUGGAGUCCAUCAAAGAAGUACUGAAGAGACUCGACCAAGUCAACAGGAAAUUGGUAGUGAAGAUAGAACCCGGAUUCUACUAUCCCUAUCCUUCUUUCUCAAUAGCUCCUAUUCCAAAAUACACCCACUUUCGCUGACUGAACCCAGAAACCGUUACUCACCGUCACUGACUCGUGACGCUGAACGACACAUUCUAAAACGAAAGCGCACACUAGAAAGUGCUUCUCAAUUAUAUCGAGCCUUCGCUCCACUAGCCUUGAUUGGCGGAUGGAAGUACCAAGGUGCGUCUGGUGGUAUCGUAUAUAAAAGAACUGCUUCAUUUAGGAGUGAUCUGUUCAAAAAACUAAAAGGUUGGGAAGUAAGACGUCCGGUUCACCAGGUUCUACCACUGCAGGGCCCAGUUGCCAUUCUCCCUUUACUAAAGUCGUCCAAGGGACAGGAUCCCAGGCUUUUGAAAUGCGGAUUUGGUCUAUCUUUAAGAAGCGGUGGUCAUACGAGAGUAUGGCUCCGCAUGGGGUGUCGUGGAAGCCCCACUCUCCACCAUAACAGGGGCCGACGGUCGAAUAGAUCGUUAGGAGAGGUUGUCAUCAUGACCGCUGAGGUUGUGGUGAUGGAAGCUGAUUCUUAA